This is a messenger RNA of Porites lobata, 13451 nucleotides long. Lineage: Eukaryota; Metazoa; Cnidaria; Anthozoa; Scleractinia; Poritidae. The record is from the annotation of a GenBank genome assembly.
AUGGAUCUGAAGAUUCGUAUAUUUUUCUUGCUAACUGUUCUGGGCAUUGCAGUCUAUCAUGUUCAAGGUAAGGACCGAAUAUUUCUCAGAUGUUUAUAUUAAUUUGGUCACUCUGAUUAUGUGAAAACCUACCUCAUGCUACUUCCGCAGAUUCCGAGAAUUAGAUCAGGUGACAUACUUCCUUUUUUAACCCUUGUACCGUAUUUUUAACCAGAUCCUCCUAGUUGGACCAUUUUUCCUCUAUUAAGCUAUGGCAAUGGCUGAAAAUGAGAUUUACAACUUCAUUAGGGCCACAGUUUGCUGCUACUUGAGUGUAAAAAAGCUGCAUUUCAUUUUUGACGCAUGCGCAUAUAAGCUAUUUGUUUUGCGAAUCUAUUUCGAUCUUUCGUCUUUUUCCUUUUGCUUUUUUAAUUUAAAAAUAUCAAGUUUUUUGUUCUCUUAAUCGUCUGUCUUUCCUCUGGACUUUUGGCUGGCUUUCUAAGAAAAGGAGACAUUUUAUCCUGAAACAGUGGUAGGUGAAUACAGGAGCCCAUAACCAGGGCUCCUGGUGAAUAGCAAAAUUGGCAGUAGUUUUUCUCCCAAAAUGUGUUUAACGUUGGCAAAAUUGGUUAGAGUUUUCGAUCUGUGCAAAGAUUUAUCCUUCUUGAAUUCGCUGCUUGCCAAUUAUCACUUAAACUGGAAGCUUAAAAGUUCAGGAAUGCAUAAUCUUCAUCGGCGUUCCAUGUGGAACGAAAUUGACCCAAUCCGUCGUCAAGGGGUUAAUCUUUCUACCGUCACUAGCUCUAUUAUUCUUUGCAUUCAUACAUUUCAAGAAACGGAUUAGGGAUUAAGGAGUGGGGUGACGUGUGGGUAUUUUUCUCUGCAUAUAUUUUUACCUCAAGCACUCCUUCGACAACGAGCAUCAUAAUUUCUUCUUCCGUUCAAAAAGAUUGUUAAUUCCAAGAUUAAAACUUACAAUGCUCGCUCCCCAGUCGCGUUCAAGUUCCUAUCGAGUUCGAGUUCCAAACACAAAUCACAUGAUAUAAGAUGACGUAAUUCAAGUAAUUUGUGUAACGCAACGCAAACGUAUUACCCCUUCAUGUAAUAAGCCCCUCAAAAUAUAAGCCCCCCAAACUCGUAACGCAAAAAACCCUCCGAUAAAUCGCCCCUUCAAAAUAAAACCAAGCGAAAACUAUACAGUAACAAUAAAUUUAAUCAUUUGCUAAAGAACUAUUACGUGUGCCAAAUUAUUGCAGUCAAACAUUACUGUUUACGUAGUUCACUCUUCAGUCUUGGAGUGGAUUUCCUCGGUCUGUAUAGACGAAGCACUUGCAUGGCUGAGUUUUAGAAAGAUUUACGUCUUCAAGGCGAGUUUCAGUAAAAACUUGCUGCAAAUUACUGACAUAAAUUUCCUUCCAACUAUAAGCUAGACCAAUGAAUUUUGAAACGCAAAUUUCCCUCCUUAUAUAAGCCCCACCCUUCGAAUGUAGGCCACGCAAAAAAAAAAGCCCCUCAAAAAAGGCCUUUGAAAAAUAUAAGCCCUGGGCUCGUGUUCGGAAUAUUACUGCAUCCUUAUAUUAAAAAUAGAAUUAACAUAAUAUAAUUCUUCUAACUUUUCGUGGAAAAGGGGCGCAUCAAUGGCUUUAUGGGUAUGGAACACGAAUUUCCGUUUGGAAUGUUCCGUGUGGAAAACCAGGACUACCUUUUAAGAUGUUCAUUUGCUCCCGGACACCCAGAAAGUCGUGUUCCAUUUAUUUUUCAUCCGGAAUUUCCAGAAAACUUUUUUAAAAUGAAAAUUAAACAACCUUCAAUUUAGAUAAAAAUAUUGUUUGUUGUUUACACAGUACGCUUUAUUUGUUUGGUUUGGUUUGGUUUGGUUGAAUUAAUUUUUUUUUUCAGCUAACAAAAUGUGUGACUGGCCCCGUGGUACUUGUACGUAUAUCUAUGAUCCCUGCCCACCAAACUGGGAACGCUGCCCUCAGUACGAUUACGACUGCCCCGUAAAAACCAACCAUUGCUGCUGCCGCAAGAGAAUUCGUAAGUUUUUCCAAAGGGGUCACAUCUUUUGUACAUUUACUCCCGGAAUUUACUGCAUUUAAAAUGAAGGUGAUUGCCAGACGAAGUUUGAUAGCCUACGCCGUAGCAGGCGCUUGGAAGUAGUGGGCGAAAGAGAGAACAGGCGCCCGCGAGGGAGACACGCGGUGAGAGACCGCAAGGGACUUGUGUAAUAUUAGAUAUACCAUCUAAAGACAACUUAGUACAAUGAUAUUUUUCAAAGUUUAAUGUAUGGAAUAACUAAUGAUUACAAAUUAUAAAAUAAGACAUGACAACAAGCAGCAAUGUAGAAGAUAUAUAUCAUCAGAUCAACACAAGUGCUUCAAAAACUGUGUUGCAACAGCUUUUUAUUUCUAUCACCUGUUGUUACUUAAGUUUCACCUGCUAGUUACUGGACUGAACUCAAAUUCUCUAGAAGCAAUCAUUCAAAAUCGAUCUCGAUAGUGACCAUCAUUUAAAAUCUACCAAGUGGCGCCUCAUGUGAGGCAUGUAGCAGUUGCAGAUUAAGUUUGACUUGAAUAGUCAAAUCAUAUUUUUAUAUUUAUAAAUGAUUAGGUUGGCUCUACGUUCAAGACACACAAAUUUGAAUUCGGACAGAACAACAAUGGCGUAGACCAUAAUGACGAGCGCCCAAAAUCAGUAUUAAAUAACUCCUGCUCGUUUACUAAUAUUACAGAAUUAAUUUAUUAUAGUUAUUUAAUUCUUUAUCUAUUUAUAUCUUUUUAUAUUAUGUUGUUUCAAGAUUAUUUUUUGUCUAUUUUGAUUUUGUAAGCCUCUCCUGAUACUCCGCCGCCGAAGCCGCCGCCGAAGCCGCAGCCAAACGUGUGUGACUGGCCGCGUGGAACUUGUACGUAUAUAUACGAUCCCUGUCCACCAGACUGGGAACGCUGCCCUCAGUAUGACAGUGGAUGUAAACUUGCUACAAAUCACUGCUGUUGCCGCAAGAGACGGCCAAGUAAGUUACUGACACACGCAAAAAAUAUAUUUCCUCCCUUAAUUAAAGCAAAAUUUUUCAAACAUUGCAAUCUGAUUGGCUAUCAGCAGACGUAAUUUCAGAUUUCAGCAUUGAUGGACAUUGUGAUGUCAUGCCCAAGAAAUUUAACAGAACGCCCAAUCGCCUGAAUUGAAUUGGGUCUUUUUUUUCCUUUUGUUUGUUUGUUUUAUCGCGUCUAACAAAAACUGUUUGAAGAUCGUGUUUUUCUGGCGUUGAAAAAGUUGAAAUUAUCAACAAUUUUGUUUUAGUUAUGAUUAACUGGUAACAAAACUUCGAAUCGUUCAAUUCGCUCUGCAGUCAUACUCGUGAUUAAACAAAUCCGACUCCUCCUUAAGGUGGUCUUCCUAUGUUACUACGCUUUUCAUAAACACACGAAUUCUAAAGUUCAAAAGGCAACCUACGUUUGCGUUUUUCGCUGCCGUGAAUCAUCUUAGAGGACCUCAUAGGAAACAGAACCUUAACUUCAACGGGUUUAAAAAGUCAUGGUUUGUGAUUUGUGAUUGGGGGAUUUCGAUCGGUUUUGUGUGUUUCUGUGUUUCAAGUUUCGUUGCUUGUGAUCGUAAUUAUGAUUGACGGCAGUGAAAAACGUAAUUGUGACGGCGGCUUUUAAACUUCAGAGUUCGCGUGUUUUUGAAAAGCGCAGUAAUUUGUUUAACCACUCGACAUAUGAUUAUGUACCGAAUUGGAUUCCACCCAGUCAUCUUACCGCUGUAAACAAAAAGAAUAAAAGAAUUUAUAUAAUAUUUAAAUAGGGGGAAGGGGAACGACUUAAGCUUGGACGGAAUACAAAGAAAAACAUGGUUAGCAAAGAGUUUGGGAGUAAACACUGAGUUUUCACCCAGUUACACAACUUUUUUUGGUGAUCCAUUCAGCUGAAAUUAAAAGCAAGUAUCAUCAGUUAUCUUUUCGUAUUAUGAUUAGGGACUCAAGCGGUUUCCUCCAAAAGAAGUUCGAACUGAACUUUAAAGUUAACGCAGUUUUUGCAGUUACAGCCAUGGUAACACAUUUACUUACGUUUCGAGUUGAAGGCCAAAAAUAAAUACAUAUUUUGGGGACCAAAAGCAAAUUUGUAUUUUGAAGGUGACUGGUAUCCAUCAGUCUCGUUUUCAUGUACUUAUGGUAUGAUUUGUUCCCAUUUAUUAUUAUUGUUAUUAUUAUUAUUAUUAUUAUUAUUAUUAUCAUUUUUAUUUUUAUUACAACUGAAACCGGUAAAAGUAAAUUAUAAUUAUUUUACUCUAUAUAAAGCUUCGAGUUUAAACCUUAAAAUAAUUUGAUCAAAAAGGGUUAGCUUUCUCGUCUUUCUCCGGUGCCGCAUAUUUAUACAACGAAGUCACGUAUCGAGGUUGUCCGCUAUAGUGAGAAGUGAUUCCAUUUGCUUUUAAUCGCUUUUUUUGAUAUACAAAUCAUGUCCAGUGACAUACAAAUCAUGUCAAAGAGAAAGUAAAAUCAACUAUUACAGCUGAUUCUUAAGUCGCAGCGAAUCUCUUACUGAAAAGAAAUAAUAACAGCCUGCGAACCACAAGCUGAAACUUGGCAACGCUGCCCUCAGUACGAUUACGAACUGCCCCGUAAAAACCAACCAACCAACCGUAAGUUUUUCCAAAGAGGUCACCUCUUUUGUACAUUUACUCCCGGGAUUUACUGCAUUUAAAAUGAAGGUGAUUGCCAGACGAAGCUUGAACGUGCUCCAAAUGAACAUCGAUUUCCAGAAUAAAAUAUGCUGACGCAAUGAAUAUACCAACGGCUGUACCAACUUAGGUCACAGGGAACCCCAACUCUGUUUAGCUAUAUACAGUAAUAUCAUAAUCACCUUUUGUUAUUUGUGUUCCUGAGUCAAAUUAUGUGUCACUUUGGAAGGGAUUUGAGUCAAGUUUCCAUUAUCAUUACGACAAACACUCCUGAGAAUUUGAUCUCGGUGAGAGACCGCAAGGUUACUUAAGUUUCACCGCUAGUUACUGGCGUGGACUGGGCUCAAAUUCUCUAGAAGCAAUCAUUCAAAAUCGAUCUCGAUAGUGACCAUCAUUUAAAAUCUACCAAGUGUCGCCUCAUGUGAGUCAUGUAGCAGUUGCAGAUUAAGUUUGACUUGAAUAGUCAAAUCAUAUUUUUAUAUUCAUAAAUGAUUAGGUUGGCUCUACGUUCAAGACACACAAAUUUAAAUUCGGACAGAACAACAAUGGCGUAGACCAUAAUGACGAGCGCCCAAAAUCAGUAUUAAAUAACUCCUGCUCGUUUACUAAUAUUACAGAAUUAAUUUAUUAUAGUUAUUUAAUUCUUUAUCUAUUUAUAUCUUUUUAUAUUAUGUUGUUUCAAGAUUUUUUGUUUGUAAAUUUUUUCUGUAAGUCACUCCUUAUACUCCGCCGCCGAAGACGAAGCCGAAGCCGCAGCCAAACGUGUGUGACUGGCCGCGUGGAACUUGUACGUAUAUAUACGAUCCCUGUCCACCAGACUGGGAACGGUGCCCUCAGUAUGACAGUGGAUGUAAAGUUGCUACAAAUCACUGCUGUUGCCGCAAGAGACGGCCAAGUAAGUUACUGACAAACACAAAAAAUAUGUUUUUUCUCUGCUGAUUGGCUAUCAGCACUCGUGAUUUCAGAUUUCAGCUUUGAUGGACAUUGUGAUGUCAUGCCUAAGGAAUUUAACGGAACGCGCCAUCGCCUGAAUUGAAUUGGCUCUUUUUUUUUCCCUUUCAUUUGUUUGUUUGAAGAUCGUUUUUUUUAGCGUUGAAAAAGUUAAAAUUAUUAACAAUUUUGUUUUAGUUAUGAUUAUUUGGUAACAGAACUUCGAAUCGUUCAAUUCGCUCUGCAGUCAUACUCGUGAUUAAACAAAUCCGACUCCUCUUAGGUGGUCUUCCUAUGUUACUACGCUUUUCAUAAACACACGAAUUGUAAAGUUCAAAAGCUAACCUACGUUUGCGUUUUUCGCUGCCGCGAAUCAUCUUAGAGGACCUUUUAGGAAACAGAACCUAACUCCAACGGGUUCAAAAAGUCAUGGAUUGUGAUUGGUGAUUGAUGGAUUUCGAUCGGUUUUGUGUGUUUCUGUGUUUCAAGGUUUGUUGUAAGAGUUCGCGUGUUUUUGAAAAGCCUAGUAAUUUGUUUAAUCACUCGUAUGAUUAUAGACCGCUGUAAAUAAAAAGAAUAAAAGAAUUUAUGUAAUUUUUAAAUAGGGGGAGGGGGGACAACUUAAGCUUGGACCGAAUGCAAAGACGGAAAAACAUGGUUAAGAAAGAGUUUGGGAGUAAACAUUGAGUUUUCACCCAGUUACACAACUUUUUUUGGUGAUCCGUUCAGCUGAAAUUAAAAGCAAGUAUCAUCAGUUAUCUUUUCAUAUUAUGAUUAGGAACUCAAGCGGUUUCCUCCAAAAGAAGUUCGAACUGAACUUUAAAGUUAACGCAGUUUUUCCAGUUACAGCCAUGGUAACGUAUUUACUUACGCUUCGUGUUGAAGGCCAAAAAUGCAUAUUUCGGGGGCCAAAAGAAAAUUGAUAUUUUGAGGAAGACUGGUACCCAUCAGUCUCGUUUCCAUGUACUUAUGGCAUGAUUUGUCCCAUUUAUUAUUAAUAUUAUUAUUAUUAUUUUUAUUAUUAUUAUUAUUAUUAUUACAAGUGAAACCGGUAAAAGUAAUUUACAAUUAUUUUACACUAUAUAAAGCUUCGAGUUUAAACCUUAAAAUAAUUUGAUCAAAAAGGGUUAGGUUUUUCGUCUUUCUCCGGUGCCGCAUAUUUAUACGACGAAGUCACGUAUCGAGGUUCUCCGCUAUAGUGAGAAGUGAUUCCAUUUGCUUUUAAUCGGUCUUUUUAAUAUACAAAUCAUGUCCAUUGACCUACAAAUCAUUUUCUCGGAAAAUCGCACACGAUCACGUCAUUUCUAUGGUCUGUACUCAAAUCGACGAUAGCUCUCAACCAAUCUGCCCGUCAGAGACAUCACUCAGUGUAUAGAGCUAUAAUAGCGUCUUUUCCGCAAGGUGUCGUCAAAUGAAAAGUAUCUUCUUUCAUUAUUUAACUUUCACAGUUGGAGAUGCACCUUUGAAGUGUGACUGGCCUACAGGUGUUUGCAGCUACAACAAAGACCCCUGCCCACCGGGUACUGAACGUUGUUCCCAAAGAGAUAAGGGAUGUAAACUAGACACAAACUACUGUUGCUGCCGCACCAAUAAACAAACCGGUAAGUUGUUGAUUAGCAGGUAUUAAAGGAGAUGUGUCACAAAUUUAAACAAGGAACUCACCAAAUGAAAACAUUAAAAGAAGGCAUUAAUAAGGGUAGCAAAUUCAAAGGAAGACACGGAAGGACAAACUUAAAGAACAAUGAAAACGGAUUGAGAUUGUGAUAAUUUUUGAAAUCUUAUCAGCCUAAAAAUUUUUCAAAGCUCGUUUUAGUUGUUUGCAAAGUUUGGUAUGGGAAGUAUAUUUGUUGGACAUGAAAUUACAAAAUGUCGCUUGCAAGUAGUUCCUUUAUUUAUUUUAAAUUCCAUAACCCACAAGGAAGCGUAUUAAUUGCCAAUUUAAACAAAAUGAAUAAGAUAGCCGUGAAUCACUGGCUAGCAGCGAACAACUCCUCGAGCGCUGCCUAUAAGAUAGUUUACGAUUUCCUUUUUCUCGUAAGACACUGAUUACCUUCAUCACAAGAACCGCAACGAAGUUGCAUAUGUUUUUAUAUACCUCAAAAGUCCAUUAGUUUGGUUUAGAGAACAAGAACUACUGCUUCUAUACGGUAGUAGCAAAUUUGACAAUGAUAGCUUAGUCAAUUUUCGCUCUUCAAUCAGUCUCGAGAAAGUUUUACAGAUACUUACUAGAAUUUCAUGGGAGAAGAAAGGCUAGAAUGUUCUUUCAUUUCCUUUAUCUCUUUAGUCUUUGAAUAGAUUUUGGAAGCCUGACAAACCUGCUGCUUCUUCUUCAGGAACGAAUCCAGGGGGGGGAUGUAGGGGGCGCGCACACCCCUCCCCUACUUUGUGGUUUAUUGGUGUUGAAGUAAAACAUGGUAGUUCCUCAGUAAUGAACCCGCUCCUGCUAAAACUCCUGGAUCCGUCCCUGUUCUUCUACUUUUCCCUUUUCCAAGUGAAAACAUAGUGGCCAAUCUUGGUUCAUUUUGAGGAGAAUUCCCCUCAGUGUUUACGCUUGCUUAAUUUUUGAAAUCAACUUUUCAGUCAAAGAUGUGCCAAAGGUUAAGGUCCUGGCCAAGCCGUGUGACUGGCCAAACGGUACUUGCACAUAUACAGGAGAUCCCUGCCCGCCGACCUGGAAACGUUGUCCUGAACUCGAUGAUGGUUGCUCGCUAUCCACAAAUCACUGUUGCUGCCGCACAACAGCCCGUAAGUAAAACAGUACAGGCAUGUACAACUCAAGCCAAAUAGCAUAUUUUUAUAAUGAAUUCUUUUUGUGUGCUUGUUCAUUAUUUUGCUUCACGCAUGUCAGUCCGACAGCUAGUACCUUAUUCUUCAUACUAAUUAAGAAAGUGAAAUCGAAUGGUAUCUGAACUUCUGGAACAGGCUUAUGAUCGAGUAUCAUAGGUGACCAAUUACGCUCACAGUCAAGGGUAAUUUUUGACAAUGUUUAUCUUAUCGAUCGAGAACUCCACGCACUGCUAAGUUCAGCCGAUUUUCAAAAUUUUCCGACAAAAUACCUCGUGAUAGAAUUCUUCUUAGUGUGCCCCUUCGUGUGUUUAGGUUUUCUAAAGCGCCUUUUGAAGCCCUGGCAUCUUCAUUCAUAACAUUUUAAAUCCUUGACGCCAUCUUGGCACUGAGACCUAAAGGAACGUUGCCAUCACGACAAUUUAGUGAUACUCAACCUCGUCCUUGAGUGAUACUUUACUGAAAUUGACGCUGUAAUAUCAUAGGUGACGAAUUACUCCUUAAUUCUGGAGCGAAAUUUCAGCGAUAAUUUGUAAUUUCACAUGUGAAAUUACAAAAUUGCCAUGGCAACCUUCCGUACGUCUUAGUGUCAAGAUGGCGACGGAGUUUUAAAAUGUCAUGAAUGAAGAUGCCAGGGCAUAUAAAGGCGCUUUAGAAAACCUGAACUCACCAAAGACCACAUCAAGAAGGAUUCUAACAGGUAUUUUGUAGGAAAAUUCUAAACUUGAGUCAAAUUUAAGCUCUAAACGUUCGAGAGAGUGGAGUUCUCGAUCGAUACGAUCCAGGAUAAACAUGUCAAAAACCCAAGAUUGCUAACGUAAUUCGUCACCAAUGAUAUUAAUAGGUAAUCAAAUGGUAUACUCGUGAAAUUAGGGAAUAAUUUCACUUGCGUUUUGUCCAAAUCCUAAUAAGGCUCGGGAAAUUAUAAGAAUUUGGACAAAACGCGCGUGAAAUUAUUCCCUAAAUUUCACUCGUCACCAUUUUAUUACACAUACAAAUUUGGCGCCAAAAUUAAGGAGUAAUUUGUUACCCAUGAUAUUACUGGAAUAAUUCUGCCCUUCAAAAUCUGGUAAAGGCAUCAAUGGUAAAAGUGAUAAUUUUAAACUCAUAAGUUCAUAAUUCUAAAAGAAGAUGAGUCUAUUGCAAGCCCGAAAAAUAUUAGGGGAUUCAACGGGACUCGAACCCAUGGCCUCUACGUGAGCGCUACAAAAGAGUUCUACCAACUGAGCUAUGAAGAGCCGUCCAUUUAGGAGCAGCCCAAAAUAUUGAGUAUUAACCCGCGAAAGGAAUGAAACUUUAUGUAUGCCUUACAGAAGGAACGAACUCUGUCCGGGCCAUCAAAGUACAUUUGAAAUUUGCACAUUGUUUCCGUUUUUGAUUGGCUGACACUCUAAUAUUAUUCAAAACUUUUGUUGUGAACGUGAGCUGUCACUGAGCUGUGAUAGAGUCAUUUCAUGUUCAGUGGCCCAGGUUAAGUUGGUUGCAGUCAACCUAGAACAGCUCACGUGGAUGCUUGAACUUAUUUUAACGUUUUUUUUUUAACUUUCAUAAAUUGGUGUUUAGUUCGUUUGUUAGCUUUAUUGUUUUAUUUAUUUUAUGUUAUUAUUUAAUUGUAAGUUAUUUCUUUAAACCUGUUGUAAUGCCCUUUGUAAUUUUGCACUUAUGUUGGUCGGUAAAUGUUGUUUAUCAUUUUUAUCAUUUCUAAUAUUAAACACUACUAGUAAUCAAUCAAUCCAUCAAACAAUACUGACGUCCAUUCUACGGUCGGUACGGAAUACUAAAGGCUCUCGUUGUACUUUUUUACAUAGAUGGCUAAAAGGUAUUGAACAGUUUUCACCACUAUCUGUCGGGUAAACGUCUCAAAGUCCUUUGAAACAAGGUCAAAUACCUGUGUUCGAAUUUAUCAGUGGAAAACCGGUGAUUGAUAUGACAUAAUCAUAUUUUUUUGGAAUAGCUCCUCCUGCUGGGAAGUGUGAUUGGCCACGUGGCACUUGCACCUACUAUAAGGAUCCCUGCCCACCAAACUGGGAGCGUUGUCCUGACUUCGACAUAGACUGUGAACUGAAAACUAACCACUGUUGCUGCCGCAAGUAAGAACGCGUUUUUACUAUAUAUUUAAUUCAUUUAUUUAGAUGCUUCCACCUAGUUAACUUAACAAUAAAUAAUAGAGAAAAAAAACUAGUAAGCGAGGGAGCAUCUAACGGACUCAAAACAUCCCGAGGAAGGUUACUUCCGAGUACCGUCCAUGGAAGUGCCUAGUUAGUUAAAAGCUUACCUUCCUGCGUAGCCUAGGACCAGGCUCCGCAUGUGGGAAAAAGGAGAAAAAAUCGGCUUUGGCGAAAAAAACAAAAUCGGCGAGCGAAGCGAGUCGAGAGGUAGUCUGGGGAGGGGAAAGGGUGGCGGGUACCGCUCGGCUCUCUUCGAUUGCCGUUUUUUUCCUAUUUGACUCCGUUUUUUGCCUUUUUCCCCCACUGCGGAGCCUGUUCCCAGGCUACUUCCUGAGUGAGAAACAAUGUAUGCCGUUGGGUAUAAACUCCAGCCAUGUGUAGUCUUUUUUAUUAUUACCCUCGAUCACAAAUACUUUAUUUCAGUACCCCUUUAUUCCAAACUCAAAACUUCUAAAAAUUUAUACAGAAAAAAAAGACCUAUUGGUAAAUAAUAUGUUGUAAAAUAUUGCAAGAUAAAUUGCAUCACGUGUCAGGACUUGGUCCAUAGAUUUCAUUUCCUGAGAAGAGGGGCGAGGGAAACUAAUUGGUCACUGAAUUUGGCUUUCAAGAUAUUUUGGGAAAAAAGUAUUUGUUCAGGCUAUUAUCUAAAGCUUUACUGCUGCCACGGGAACGGCUCAUACACCGCUUGAAUUAAAACUUAGUUAUUCCAGUAGGAGGCCAAAUUCAAGGCAGCAUUGCUCUGCCGAUCUUUAUUAAGCUUUAAGAUAACGCCAAUCAAUGAAAUGAAGCUUCGAUUAUCGAAUGAGAUUUGUAACGUGUGUUUUGGAUAUUAAUAGAUUUUUUUACUAUAUUUUAGGCAGUAAUUCAGGACGCUGAUGGUAUCCCCAAACGUGUGAUGCUACAAUUAGAGUAGAGAAAAUGAAGCAGUCCAAUGAAACCGGCAUUCUUUAUAAUACCAUAAAUCAGUCAUUUAAAAUCAGUUGAGUUAUUAUCAGCUAAUUUACCAACUAGGUCCUCGGUGGGGGUUUGUGUCACGCUUCUACGUGAGAGAAGAGACUGGGAAGAAGAGGAGGAAAUCAAUCUCAAUCACCAAGAGAAAAUAAAGGAAAGGAAAGCCAACCUCGUUCCCAGGGUCUCCCUGGGAACGAGGUUGAAGGAAAGCCACAUUCAGACAUGCGCCUUUUCUCGACGGUCACGCGUCCGAAGUUGUUGAUAUACACAAGUCCCAGGUGUCCAAAUCCUUAGAGAGUUCAAACGGGAUUUUAAAAUCUAGAUACCCCAUUGUCUCUUGGGACUUCUACUCUUUGGGACUUGAUCUAAAAAUAACUUUAGACCAAUCACCUUCGAAAAAAGCAUGUUUGGCGGCCAAACUCUCCUUCAUUUUCUCUUUCGGCUUUGAACAAGAUAGAAUAAUUUGAUGCGUAAAUGUUAAUGAUGCCGAAUACUUCUUUGUUAAAGGCUUCAAAUGCAGAAUAAAGGAUUUAAAGCAGGAAAUAGUGCCACGUUGUUUGAGUUACUAUAUACAUUUUGAAAUCACUGGUGCUGCAAUCUGAUUGGCUCUUAUAGCAGUGUGAUUCGUUAACAGACCACACUCUUUUUGCUCCUAAUCACGUCUGUUCUAAAUAGACCUUUCCAUGGUUUUUCAACUUUUGACAUGUAAAAGUUAGGGAACAUCCAUCGACACCACUGGAAAGUGCGCCUUAAAUUUAGUACAGUGAUAUACAUGUAUAAGGCCACAAAGUUGCGAAAAUUCAUAGACGUUUGUAUGGUGGGGGGCCAGUUUGUGCCCUCUACCAUACAAACGUCUUUAAAAUUUCGUGACUUUUAGCAGCUUUUAAUUCUCGUUAGUUUUCGAAAAAUCACUUUCAAACUCGGCAAUUUACUAAUUUUAAAGUGCGAUUCAAGAAAGUGUCAGAUAAAAUGGUUAUUUUUAAGCGUUCGAGGUGCAAUGCAAUGUAUAGUCACCACGAAAGUGAAAAUACUCUCUAUUUACUUACAGUAUAAAUAUGGGAUACGUUUUGCAAUAUUCAUUAGGCACAGCCUAGUCCCUAGGCGUUCUCUGCUCGGUCAAUCCUGGACUCUACCAUGAGCUGUGACGUCACCGAGAGACACACGCCGAGAACGCCAAGCCAAUACUGCCAGAUCAAAUAUGGCUGCCCUUUUGUCAGGUUACUGCAACUUCAGCCGAAAGUUGCUGAAAAUCCGUCACUUGAACAGGAAGAGUUUCUAUGUGCAUGCCACAGCGAAAAUUUAUUGGCUAGGCGUUCUCUCGCCCGCUCUUUCCUAGACUUCGCGCGGACAACGGGGCAGGAGAGAACGCCUAGGGACUAGGCUGGCCAUUAGGCAUCUAGUAUUUUUGACAUUCAUAAAAAAUGAGAUACAAGUCUUCAAUUGCCCCUAUCCCCUAGAUUUAAUAGAAGGGGUUCUACAUAACAGAUGAAGUUAAUUAAAGUAACGCCAUAAGUAUCUCCUUGAGUCGGAGCCUUGGAAAGUGAAAAGAGGUCGAAAGUAAAGCGAAGCACUUAUAAGAAGAGUCUUACGGGCUUUUAUAAGUAAGUAGGCGGUCCAAUCACGAUGAGCCCUAAAGAUGUUUGAAGACAUUCCCUCAUACCUAGUGGUUUUGCCUAUUUUCAAAGUAGUUAAGUAGCUUGAGUUGCUUUUCCUACCGAUUAGAACAAGCUACAGUCAAACCUGAAUUAAGCGGCCCUGUAUUAAGCGGUAACUCUCUAUUAAGCGGUCACCUGUCAACUGAGUCCCGGAAAUCGCUUCCCUUACUUACUAUAAACUUGACCUCCAUUAAACGGCCACCUCUAUUAAGCGGACGCGGUCACCCUUUCUAAGGUCCCAAAAUGCUGAUAAUUGUUUUGACCCAUAUUAAACGGUCACUUUGUUUACCAAAAAUAAAUUCUAGGA